This is a messenger RNA of Mesocricetus auratus (golden hamster), 7764 nucleotides long. RefSeq names its product LanC like 3 (gene Lancl3). The record is from RefSeq and is a predicted model, not a curated record. Gene Ontology annotation, cellular component: plasma membrane. NCBI's taxonomy places the organism in Eukaryota, Metazoa, Chordata, Mammalia, Rodentia, Cricetidae. Gene Ontology annotation, biological process: carbohydrate metabolic process; peptide modification. The transcript has 5 exons. The coding region runs from base 338 to 1600 and encodes 420 amino acids.
CCCCUUGGAGAGCCGCGGAGCUGCGGCGGCGCAGGAGGGGGCGCUUCGGCGAGGGCGCAGCCUCUGGGAGGGGGAACGCGCGACACGCAUUCCCUGUGCUCUCUCGGGCCACUCGGGAGCCUCGCGGCAGCCCGUUGCCCCACUUGGCCACCCGCUCCGUGAUCCCUCCUUGAGCCUACCUCUUCUUGUCACCUCCUGUCUCACCCUCUUCGCUCCAUCCCUCCCACCGCAUCCACAGCUAUCCGAGCGCCUCUGAGAGCAGGAGGUGCUGUGCCGGGCUGCAGGGCGCGCCCUCAAAAGGUCCCCAGCUCGACAUUGGGGGGCCACGGGCGACAGCAUGGACACCAAGCGCUGCUUCGCCAACCGCUUCGAUGACUACCAGGGCAGCCUGCUGGCGGGCCAGUGCGAGGAGGCGGUGGCGCCCUUGGUCUCCUCCACCAUCGAACGCAUCCUUCAGGAGCUGCCCCCGCUGGGGGGCGGCGCUGAGGCCCGAGGGGCGACGGCGGCGGGCAGCAGCUGCCAGGGGGGUCUGUACAGCGGUGUGGCCGGGGUGGCCUACAUGCUCUACCACGUCUCGCAGAGCCCUCUUUUCGCAGGAGCCCGAGAGCGCUACCUGCGCUCCGCCAAGCGCCUCAUCGACGCGUGCUCCCGCUCCGAGGAGUGGGGCGAGCCGGACGCCGACACCCGCGCCGCCUUCCUGCUCGGGGGCGCGGGCGUGCACGCGGUGGCCACGCUCGUGUACCACGCCCUGGGCCGCUCAGACUACGUGCAGCCCCUUGGCAAGUUCCGGGCUCUGAGCGCCGUCUGCGCGCCCGUCUCCUUCCUGGAGUGCGGCUCUGACGAGCUGUUUGUGGGCCGGGCCGGCUACCUGUGCGCUGCGCUUGUGCUCAAGCAGAAACUCGCCCAGGAGGUACUGACCCCAGCACAAAUUAAAUCAAUAUGCCAGGCGAUUCUGGACUCUGGGAAGCAGUAUGCCCUAAAGAAGAGGAAACCAUUCCCACUGAUGUAUUCUUACUAUGGAACUGAAUACUUGGGGGCAGCUCAUGGCCUGUCAUCCAUUCUCCAGAUGCUUCUUUCCUACCAUGAGCAUCUCAAGCCUUCAGAUCGGGAGCUGGUGUGGCAGAGUGUGGACUUCCUCAUGGAGCAGGAACAGAAUUGCAACUGGCCACCUGAGCUUGGAGAGACCAUUGAGAGAGAGAAUGAACUGGUCCAUUGGUGCCACGGUGCUCCAGGAAUUGCUUAUCUGUUUGCCAAAGCUUACCUUGUUUCCAAGAAACCACAGUACCUGGACACAUGUAUCCGGUGUGGGGAGCUAACAUGGCAGAAAGGUCUGCUGAAGAAGGGACCAGGGAUUUGCCAUGGUGUAGCCGGCAGUGCCUAUGUCUUCCUUCUGCUGUACCGCCUUACAGGAAACUCCAAAUACAUCUACCGUGCCCAAAGGUUUGCUCAGUUCUUAUUCACGGAAGAAUUCAAAGCUGGUUCCCGAGUCCUUGAAAGCAUAUACAGCUUGUAUGAAGGCUUCUCUGGCACUGUUUGCUUUCUCAUUGAUUUGCUACAGCCCAAUCAGGCUGAAUUCCCUCUCUUCAGUGUCUUUGUGUAGAAGGCUCCAUCUCCCAUUUGCAGCCUGGCAGAAGUCCCGCGAGAUUUCCUGAGCCUCCUCUAGGGAGUUUUCCACCUAAUCCACAUCCAAUGGUAUCACAACCAUGAACCUUCACAUUGCUGCCAGAAGGAUGAGAUCAGCCUGAAGAAGACAGCGUGAUACCAGACUGGAGAGAGAGCCUGCCAAACAAAGAUGCCGCAAUUCAUCUAAAAAAUCACAGAUUGAACGUUUCGGGGGAGAGAUGUAAAACCCAAGAUCUGAGAGAAAAGCAAAAGCAAAAUAAUGUUUUUUAGUUCGUGACACUAAAGGCAGAAGUGACUGGAAAUAGUGGGGAUAGAAUGCUAACACUGUCAACAUUGAGGAGCAAAUUUGACCAUCUGUUUAUAUCCUCCACCCCUAAAUUUAGAAGUGAAGACAAUCUAAAUAAUCUAAAACAUAUAAAAUAAUUUGCCCUGUUAAAAACAGGUAUUUGCAUAUGUAUGUUUUUUAAUCACUGUCCUGGGCAGUUUAAAAACAUCAUAUCAUAACUCAUUUUAAUCACUGAAAUCUGAAGCUUCCUUAGGCCUUAGAAUAUCUCUUUCCCUAAUUCUGUUUUCUUGCCUAGAGCUGAGAAUAGUAAGACUCAAGGCAGGAAGGAAUGUAGUUUUAGUGACAUCCUAAGCUUUUUAGCUUAGGGGUGUGGCUUGUUUAGCAUGUACAAGGUCCUAGUUCUAUGCCUAGCACCACAAACAAACACAAAGGAAGAUAGGAAACUUCAUAUCUAGCAAAAAAAACCUGUUGUUGUCAUGUGUUUGUCUCAAUUUGAAGUGUGAUCUGUAUAUUGUACAUGUUAGUAAUUCUUCAAAUGCCUUUAUCUUUGUAAUCUCUAUGAAGCUUUUUGUAAAAUAUGCUUUUGGUGAAAAUCACUCAUCUCAAAAAUCAGGGUAACUGCCACAAAGGUAAAUCAUUCCUGUAUCUCAUAGUAUACUGUGAAAGACAUGGAAUGAAAAAAAUAGAAAUGGUUAUAGGAACGAUGUUGCUCCAUUUUAUCAUAUUAGAUUAAGAGUGGAAAGAAUUCCCUGCCUGAUCACCUUACCUUGCAAAACACAGGACAUGUUAGAGCUUGGCUAUCAUACCAGUUGAUUCUAGUUAUAUCAAAUUUACUUCUUCUAUAAUCACAAGCUAUAAAAAUGUUUCAUAUCAGUAGUGGAUUGCUGAACACUAAUAGUAACUGUCACUCCAAUAUGAAGAACAUGAGUUUACCGUGGUCCUGAUAUUUAACCAUACAAGUUCAAACAUCACAUUAAGGCAUACAGUUGUGCUGUAUAAGAUGUAAUUAUUUCAGUAGUCAUUAGAUAUUUGGAUAUGUAUAUAUACAUAGGUACAGGUAUAUAUAUGCUACAUUUAUUCCCUAUAAACUGAAGCACUAUUUGAACUCUAAACAGACUUUGGGAGGAGUUAGGUAAUACUUUGCUGCCUAGAAACAUUUGUGUGUGUGCUGGCUUGUGGAGCUGUAAGAACAAAUGGAUUAGUGUGGGUUUGUAUGAAUGUUGUACGUGUUAUCCUAUUUUGGAAAAGAAGACCUCUUGAAUUCAUAAGAUUCUCAAAGAAUCUUACCAAAGAAAAGAACUGUCUUUUUGUAGUUUAUGACUCUUUGUACGUUUACAAUCAUCAACACAAGCUGGGAAAAAAUGAUUUUUGCAAAACAUGUACCUUGUUGACUUAUGGUCCCAUUUUACACCCUCAGAUUUCAGCAUAUAAAAUUGGCUUUAAUUGCUCAUCUGUGAAAAUACUGCUUGAGGUAAAACCUCAUUAUAUUCUAGAAGUUCUUUCUUGAGGAGGGCAAACACCUUUUGGGAAGCAAUAAGGAAGAGCCUGUCCACUGAAUGUUUUCCUUUUGAAAGGACCAGCGACAGCUGCUUCACCAUCAUAUUUCAAAUGCAUUUGGCAUGGGCCCUACAGGCUAAAGAUAAUACGCAUCCAGAAUUAGGCCUUUUAUAUUUAAAGAAUACAUGCUUUUAUUGUGUCGGAGCAGUCACUCAAUGUGUGUUAGGUGACUGUCCCUAAAGACUUAGAGCUAGGAGGGAACCAAACAAGGAAUCAAAAUCUGGCUUCUCCUUUCUUCCAUGUUCAUGUGUUCAAUAUUCCAGAUUAGAAAUAUGCAAGCACCACAGUAAACAAAUUACCCCUUCCCUCGAAGGUACCUCCUUUUAAAAAUCUGCCCACCUCUUCUUUCAUUCAUUAUACAGACUAAAAAAACCAAAGGACUAGGAAAUGACACAUAGAUUUGUUGUAUCUGUUAUAUUUCUAGGAGCUUUAGAAAAAAUAGGCCUACCUUUGCAGGAUGUAAUAGAGUGACUGUAACUUUUUGCUGAUCAUUGUGAAAAGGUCACUAUUUUUGUAUAUCAUGCCAUGUUUGGGUGUGGUCUUUCUGAAGUACCACUCAGUAAAAUUGAAACAAGGAUACACUCUUUUUUUUUUUUACUGCAAAACCUAUCAUUGAAAUUUACCAUUUUCCUGAAAGAAAAGUACUGUCAGUUUGGGAGGAUCCUCUUCUAUCUUAUUUUCCCAAGAAAGGAGGAGAGACACAUAUUUUCAGCAGGAAAUUAAGUCAUGUCAUUUAUUUCACUAUCAGGAUCAUGUGUAGUAACAUUCUUAAUGUUAAAGCAUAUUCCCUCCUAAGGCUACUGCUGUGUAUCAUAGAAGCCCUCUUUAACACAAAUAUUUGUUUUGCUGACUGAAAAAAAAGGAUUAUUGGUGCCAAUAACUCAAGAAAAGGGGCAGCCAGGCCAUAACUAUAUCACAAAAAAUGCAUUGGGAAAUAGGAUAAUUUAACACUAAUUUUGAUCCAUACUUUAAUUUGAUUCCCAGUUGUGUGUUACCUAUAGGAACAAAUUUUUGUGGCUUGUGGGGCAUCCUUUAAUUCUUUAUUAUGUCUCAACUUACAAGCUGAAAUGACUAAUCCUCAAAUUUACCAAGGUCAUGCAAUCUUGGCAUAAAUUUGGUUAGAAAAGCAAGUAAGAAGACAGAAACAGAACUUGAAGGUUGCUUACCACAACUCAGCAUCUGGUGGCAAUUUGUACACACACAUUUAAUGGCACUAAGAAUAAAUAUACCUUACCAGUAUUUUUUUUCUUCCUGGAAUCUCUGUAAUCAUAAACCACCUUAAAUUCAGCAUGUGUUAUCAUCUGUCUCUAAAUAUCCUCAUUCUGAUUUUUUCUAUGUCUGUUUACACACAUGACUUCUUUUCUAUGGGAAGGCAGGCUUCCUCCAUAUCUUUGUCCACAUCUGUUCUUAGAUAAGAGCAUGGGGCUCCAUGAGACUUGACUCCACUUUGAACAGAAGGGCUGACCUUGAGGUCAGUGGCAGCCAGAAUUGGGACUAUUCUGUAGUCAGAUCACAAGUCCGGGGCAAGCUGUUAUGAGAGAACCUGUGCAAUGAGAAUAAGGUAGUGGCUGCAUUUACCCUGCUUCCACUCCAUAAGUGGGACUGGUCAUACUAAUUUUAGUGUCAUAAAAGACAAAAACUGAAGUAGUUCUUACACAGACAGAGUCUCUCCCCUUAUUUUAUGAAUUGAAAGUGUUAAUGAAUUGGGACCUAAUGGAUGAUGCUGUUAAGAUUUAAAAGACUGUUCAUUUUCACCUUUAAAUACUGAACCUUGUCCUGUCUAUCUAGUUCCCGUCACAAAUGACAAAGUGUCUCCUCUGCAGGAUUCUCUGCACCUUCAUUUCUCUUUUGUGUCCCAUUGGUCAUCCAUUCUGAAUGGAGUUUGAAGAGUUAUUUAACAGCAAAGCAAAUCUUGCAUAUUUUUGUUCUGCACUGGGGUGGAAGGAGGGCUGGUGAAUUGCAUGGCUCACAUGAACAGACUUAUCUUUGUACUUGGAUCACUGAAAAGGUAAGAUAGCUCUUUCGUUACACAAUAACCACUUACUAAGUCGACACUAGCUCAUGACUUUAGGCUCUUACAUAAAAACAUAGAUAGAUCCUUCUGAAGUACCCCAAUACACUCCCUCUUGCUUUCAGAAAUGACGAGCACUCUAAAAGAAUGGAGAUGGGGAAACACCAGUGUAUGUGUAAAUAGAUUCCAUCCACAUAGAAAAUGCAGUUCUGCUGAACUCUUCUUCAUAUAUUUCGUGUGUGCGUGAUAUGUUCCUCAGUGUAUAAUCUUGUGUGUGAAGUGGCUGUGACUUAGCAAUCAGUUUAACGAAGACAAAAACUCUUUACUGUCUAAUGUCUUCAGCAAAUGACCGUAUUCCAACCUAUUUUAGUGGGAUGUCUGAUACUAUCCCGUGGUGUUUUAAUAUCUGUGUCUAAGUGGAAAUUACCUGUAAAAUGAACUGUUUUACUGAACCUGGUUCAAGUUGAAUGUAGCAAUACUUACAUGUGGAUAUAUUCAAAUAAGCAGAUUGAUGCAGAUAAUCAGUCUUGUCUCUGCCUUUUAGGACUUUAGUAUUUUAAUAAUGGUGGUGUCUUCUGAAGACUGUAGCAGCAGUAGACCCCCCUUUGCUCUUGAAAAUUCAGUAUCAUUUGAAUUAGAUAGAUGUUCCAGGAAUAAGAGUGGAACUCUCGAUGCGUAAUAGUGUGCUCUCAGAAUUUGGUAAAGGACAGUCCAGUCUCUAAUAAGGUAAGAACUUUCCCAACUUGAAACUGCUUGGGGAGCUCUUGGAAGGCAGGACCGAAUUUUAAUCUCUUGGAUGUAGUGGCACCAAACUAACUGAAUUUUUAAAAUGGGUUUUGUAGAAACCAGUGAGACAUACUGAAAAGCCAUACAUAAGCAUGCAGCACAUACUACAGUGAGUAGAAUCUACUUCACCAAAAGGGUUUUCAUUUUUGUAUAGUUCACAAUAUUUACAAAAAUGUGAUAGUAUCAUCAUUGGGUUAAAAAAAGUUCAUCUUCCUAAUGAUAUAUUUCAUAAGCAGCAAACCAGUGUAAUUCCACCAUCUUUUGGGGCAAUACCCCCAAACAGUAAAUGGCCAUUACAGUAUAACAGCUUACUUCUAAUUGGACCUAAGAGUAAAUAAGCAUCACAGUUUAAUGUACUCUUGAAUAUUGAGGACUUGCUGAAUAAAUUAGUCUUAUUAAUAAAGUUAUUCUCUUUGCUGUAUUUCUCCACACAAUUAUAAGUAAAACAAAAGUGUAAAAAACAAAUGAUAGGAAUUCAUUAUUAGUAAUUUAAAAUCAUUUUAAUUUUUAUUAACAUUAAAUUCAAUACCAGUUAUCUGUUGUAUAUAAAAAGAAUUUUGAAAUAUUUACACACCAAUUGAGAGGCUUUAUAAAAAUGCCUUUUUGCCAAAAUCAAGUUCUUUGACUUCUCUUGCUCAUUAUUAUAUUUCCUUAGGGGUACUUUGAGGUGUUUGAAAGAUAUAUUAGUAGCAGUUCUAAUCUCAGUGCAGAACAUUUUACUAAUCAUUUUACUAUAUUACAAAAUGUUAUUCUAUGAUAUUUUAUAUUGAAACAUAAUUAUCAAGUAUUCUGGAAUAUUGCAUAUUAUUAUACCCAAACAUGACUUUCUAGAAGUCUAUUACUGUGUACACAUAUUUUUAAAAAGACCACAGUGGGCAUUUUGGUGUUAGUGAGGAAGUAUAAUGCAAUAUAUCACAUUGAUUUUUAAUGAAAAUUCACUUAAAUGUAGAGCAGGGAAAUUAAGCUGUAAAUGUAUAUGUUCUUAAGGAUAAAAUGGCAAAUGAUAAUAUGGAAAGAUCAACUUCUAAGUGUUCAUCAGAUUUUAGCUUUUGUUAUGUAUUCCUGGAGCAGAGAAGACGAUUGUCAGUUAAAUUUGUUUCAACUUCACAGAGGGGGUUUGCUCCAAGUCCACUGCAUGGUGGAAUGAAAUCUCUUCAGAAGCAAGAGUGACUCAGAAACUUAGUGAUGCACCUUACUAUUUUUUAACUGCUACCAUAACAUCCAAACACUGUGAUCUUUCCAAUGUGUUUUAUGUAUUAGUUUUGUAAUGUAGAAAAUAAUGUGCCAUAAACUGGAUUUGAUUGUGUUUAUUACAGUGAUGUCGCUGACUUAUUGCCCACCCCUGCUCUGGUCCACUUAAUAUUGUAAAACCUGUGAUAAUCCUUUGCCUUAAUAUGUGAUGCGAAAUCAUUAUUGUGUUCUAAUUAAAUAUUCUUACUUCGCUGCUCAUUAAUUUUCCUUUAAAACUAACUGUGGUGUCAAAUAAAAUACUACACAAAUA